AUGAAGCUCUGGUCCACGCUACUCCUCUCCUUCUCGGUCAUUUCCGGCGUCUUCGCCGCGAAACCCACUCAAGACACAUUCCAAAAAUAUCAGUCCCUCUCGCGCUCGGGACCAGUUGAUCUGGACAAUGCCGCCUUCGAGGAGCUGACGAACGCCCCUCGAGAUUAUUAUGCGGCCGUUAUUCUGACGGCUAUGGAUGUUCGCUAUGGCUGCGCUAUGUGCCGUGAAUUUGAUCCUGAAUGGAACCUCAUUGCCAAGAGCUGGAACAAGGGCAACAAGCCGGAUGACCUGAAGGUUGUCUUUGGUACUCUUGACUUCGAUCAGGGCAAGGCUGUCUUCCAAAAGCUCAUGCUUCAAACCGCUCCCGUCAUCCUUCUGUUCCCUCCUACCGUUGGACCUUUCGCCAAGUUGGAAUCCGAGCCCGCGAGGUUCGACUUUACUGGGCCAAUCUCUGCCGACCAGCUCUACUCGUGGAUCAACCGCCACCUACCUGACGGCCCCAAGCCUGAGUUGGUUCGACCCGUCAACUAUAUGCGCAUCGUUUCGGCGAUUACCAUCCUCAUGGGCGCCGUCACUCUCUUCACGGUGCUUUCACCCUACGUGUUGCCCAUCAUUCAGAACCGCAACCUCUGGGCCGCCGUCAGCCUGAUCGCCAUUCUUCUAUUCACUUCCGGUCAGAUGUUCAAUCACAUUCGGAAGGUCCCUUACGUGGCUGGUGACGGCAAUGGUGGAAUCAGCUACUUUGCUGGUGGAUUCCAGAACCAGUUUGGCUUGGAGACCCAAAUUGUGGCUGCCAUCUAUGCUGUCCUCUCAUUCGCAACCAUUGCUCUUGCAUUGAAGGUUCCGCGCAUGGAGGAUGUCAAGGGACAGCAGGUGGCUGUUUUGAUCUGGGCUGGUGUCCUCUUCGGCACGUACAGCUUCCUGCUCAGCGUGUUCAAGACCAAGAACGGUGGCUAUCCGUUCUACCUCCCACCAUUCUAA
This is a messenger RNA of Penicillium cataractarum, 981 nucleotides long. Its product is annotated as OST3/OST6 family protein. NCBI's taxonomy places the organism in Eukaryota, Fungi, Ascomycota, Eurotiomycetes, Eurotiales, Aspergillaceae. The coding region runs from base 1 to 981 and encodes 326 amino acids. The record is from RefSeq and is a predicted model, not a curated record. The transcript has 4 exons. Gene Ontology annotation, cellular component: oligosaccharyltransferase complex.